Molecule: messenger RNA, 4110 nt
Organism: Morone saxatilis (striped sea-bass)
Lineage: Eukaryota; Metazoa; Chordata; Actinopteri; Moronidae
Gene: suz12b
Product: SUZ12 polycomb repressive complex 2 subunit b
Exons: 17
Coding region: 432-2483 (683 amino acids)
Cellular component (GO): nucleus; ESC/E(Z) complex
Molecular function (GO): chromatin DNA binding
Source: RefSeq, a predicted model, not a curated record
CAACUGACUACCACUCUGUUGUUCAGUACAAAUUGAAGGAAACCACACCGACAAUAAAUUUACACACACAUAAUCAACUAUUUGAACCAAAACACUCCAACUUCCUCCGAAAUCAAGCGACCUUUGUGACAUCUGAAUGCGGUGGAAGCUCAGGCGGACGGAGGUUUGUUUUCUAGUCAACCAUGCUAGCACUGCUAGCUAACUAGCCAUCGUCUCGUCGCCUCCUCUUCAUCUUCAUGGGUUUCUGCUGUUGAGUCUGCCAGGCUUGAGCUGGAGGCAGCGAGGCUAACAAAUUAAUGCCAUCGGCCAGGGUGGGUAGCCUUUACUUGUGCCCUACGUCUACCGUAUGCCAGUUGUAAGGUUUUUCGUGAGUCGUAAUCUGAACAAUCGGAUGAAUACUACGCUGAAGCACCAAGAACUCAGGUCAUAUUAUGAGUGGGGCGAGUUGCAAAGCUAACGGCGCUGUGUACCCCGCCUCAUCAGCAAUGAUGAACUCUGUGAAGAAGCCGAAGAUGGAGCAGAUUCAGGCCGACCAUGAGCUGUUCCUGCAGGCCUUUGAAAAACCAACUCAGAUAUACAGAUUUCUUCGCACAAGGAACUUGAUUGCACCCAUAUUUUUGCACAGGACGCUCACCUUCAUGUCUCACAGAAACGGUCGAACAAAUGCCAGAAGGAAAGCAUUUAAAGUGGAUGAUAUGUUGCAGACAGUGGAGAAGAUGAAGGGAGAGCAGGAUUCUCCAAGUUUGUCUUCACAUCUACAGUUAACCUUCACUGGGUUCUUCCAUAAGGAUGAAAAGCCAUCUCAGAAUUCAGAAAAUGAACAAAAUUCCGUGUCCUUAGAGGUGCUACUUGUCAAAGUCUGCCAUAAAAAACGCAAGGAUGUCAGCUGCCCGAUUAAGCAAGUGCCUACAGGUAAAAAGCAGGUGCCUUUGAAUCCUGACAGUAACCAAACCAAGCCUGGCUCCUACCCUUCCUUACUGGUCUCCAGCAAUGAGUUUGAGCCCAGCAACAGCCACAUGGUCAAGUCCUAUUCGCUCCUGUUCAGGGUGUCACGCACAGGGAGGAGGGAUACUAAUGGUCUUGUUAACGGAGAAGCCAAUGAGAACAUUGAUGUAAUAGACACUCCUAGUAGAAAGAAGAGAAGUUCAUCUCACAGAGAGGAGGGCGAGACCACAGAGACCUAUGUUGCACAGAUGACUGUCUUUGAUAAGAACAGGAGAUUGCAGCUGCUGGAUGGGGAGUAUGAGGUGUCAAUGCAAGGCAUGGAGGACAGCCCUGUCAGCAAGAAGCGAGCCACGUGGGAAACCAUUCUUGAUGGAAAGAGACUGCCACCGUUUGAGACAUUUUCUCAGGGACCCACAUUGCAGUUCAUGCUGCGUUGGACAGGUGAUUCUAGCGGAAAGUCCACUGCCCCCGUGGCCAAACCCCUUGCCACCCGCAACUCCGACAGCUCCGGCCCCAUGGAGACUAGGACCAGCAACCACCGAGCUGCCCUCAUGACAGUGAAAGAGUCAGUCAGCACAGACAUUCAGACGAGGAAAGAGCAGGUCCUGUGUGAGCCGCGGCAGAAGCUACGUAUAUUUUAUCAGUUCUUGUACAAUAAUAACACACGGCAGCAAACCGAGGCAAGAGAUGAUCUUCACUGUCCCUGGUGUACCCUGAACUGCAGCAAACUCUACAGCCUGCUUAAACACCUCAAGCUCUCCCACUCCCGCUUCAUUUUCAACUAUGUGCCUCACCCAAAAGGAGCAAGGAUAGACGUAUCCAUCAAUGAGUGCUAUGAUGGGUCGUACGUUGGCAACCCUCAGGACAUCCACAGCCAACCCGGCUUUGCUUUCAGCCGCAAUGGCCCAGUCAAGAGGACCGCUGUAACUCACAUACUGGUUUGCAGGCCCAAGAGGAUCAAACCCAGUCUGUCGGAGUUCCUGGAGACUGAGGACGGCGAGUUGGAGCAGCAGAGGACGUAUGUCAGCGGACACAACCGCCUCUACUUCCACAGUGACAGCUGCAUGCCCCUGCGACCCCAGGAAAUGGAAUUGGACAGUGAGGACGAGAGAGAUCCAGAGUGGCUCAGAGAGAAGACUGCCACGCAACUGGAUGAAUUCACAGAUGUCAAUGAGGGAGAGAAGGAAGUGAUGAAGCUAUGGAACCUACACGUCAUGAAGUAUGGUUUCAUAGCAGACAACCAGAUGAAUCAGGCCAUCAUGCUUUUCGCUGAGAGCCGCGGCGCUCACAUCAUCCGGCGCAACCUCUGCCGCAACUUCCUCCUGCAUCUAGUCAGCAUGCACGACUUCAACCUGGUGAGCACGGCCACCAUUGACCGUGCCAUGGCACGUCUGCGACAGAUCCAGGAGGAGCUGCCGGACACUGAGGAGGAGCACCAAGACCAGAUUCUGGUAUCAGCGGGAGCCUGCAACGGCAACGCCAUCACCUCCACUGGAGGGAAACAGGGCAAGAGGACAAAAAGCGCACUAACGGACUGAUGUAGGAUGGAUCGAACAAUGAUUGUCGUGGGGUUUUUGUUUUUAUUUUUAUUUUGUUGGGGUUUUUUUCUUCAAUGAACAUUACCAACCCUUUGGUGCUUAGAUAGGUGGGAGAACUGGUCACCGGAGGAUCUGACCUGAAGCAGACCAGUAUACAAGGUAAACAAGUUAUUGGAACUUGAGAAUUGAACCAAAUAUGAACAAUAUAAAAGUGAAUCACCCACAGCUACACAAACCAGGAAUUUGAGGACUGGGUGAAGUUGAACCUACUUAAUAUGCAUUUUGUAGGCGCCAUUAAAGUUAUCUGUCUUUGGGGGUGCUGACAGUGUGAACAAACAGUCUGACGUGGUCCGACUGUGUUUGGUAUGUCCUUGUUCUAGACAACUGUACAGUUAAAACUGUACUGGUAACAUUGUCACUCUUGAUUAUUUGUACACAUACACAAUAACCUUGUUGAGAAUUUAUCCUUUUAGCUGAUUAUUUUAGCACUUGGUGUUUGUACUUAGAAAGCUUACCUUAAAAUUGUCUUUUUUUUGUUUUUGUUUGUUUUUUUUUUAUUCACGCUGCACCAAAUGUUAAAUGCAGCUUUUCCACUGUCACCAGUGGAGAAACUUUAGUGGGUUUGAUUUCACUGUUGUGAAUGAUGUUUAAUUUGAAGGGUCAUACAGUUAAGAACAUUGACAGUAAAAAAAGGAAAAAAAAAAAAAAAAUCUAUACUUGACAUCAAUGUCUAGAGUAUAUAAAGCCUGUAAAGCUUGUGUUAGGACCCCACAAUGGACUGUGGGUUUUGCUGGUAGGUUGCCAUGACAAUAGGGUUAUACUGUAAAGCCUUGGAUCCCAGAGUAGAGAAUAAAUUCAAAACUCCUACUUCAUCACCCCUAAGGCUUUUGGCCUGCAUUGAUGAUAGCUCAAGGAAAGCCAGGGAACUCAACUUUUCUGAAUAUUUUUCUUUUUUUCCUAAGAUUUAUUGAAACAACAACCAGCAGCGCAUUACCCCAUGUAUCAUGUAGAGUGCAUAGUAUUCAAGAUAUAAAAGUCAACAGUUUUCAGAUGAUGCUUGCACCUCUAGUCUCUUUUCACUUUUGAACAUGUUGGAAUCACAAUGUUAAACAUGUUGUUUUUAAACAUGGGUUCUGAGUAUCCGUAGCUGACUGACAGAAGUGUGUAUACAUGUAAUCACAUCAAAUGUUAAGCUGUGCCCCAUUCUGAAUCCAAUAAUUAACAGAUUGCAGUCGUUCUCUCAGAGCAAUAUGCUGUUUAUUGGAGGUUUGGUUUUCAGGUCUGAGUCAGUUGUCUGUCCUGUUAGGUGCAGUUUAUGCCAAAGGGGAAUAUUUUCAUCAGUCUUUUAGUUCUGUAUAUUUUUUCUAGUCUUCUGUUUUAAUUCAUUCCAUGACAAGUUUUUAAAAAGCGGCAGUAGUUGUUUUGUAGUGUGCACAUAAAUUGAUGGUCACCAUUCAUUAUUUCAUCAGACUUCCCUUGUGGACAACCAAAUUAACAAUAUAUUUUCCUCCAUCUGGAAAAAGGGAGACAUAUUCACCGGUAUUUUCAAAAACACCCUGUUAAAAAAAAUAUACACUCUGGCUAAGGGGAUUUUUAUAUUUAAAGAAAUAAAAUACAUUUGACCUUA